AGCCCGGGCGGCGUCGAGCGGGGCGAGGGGCGCGGGCUGGAGCCGCUGCCCACCGGCCCCAGAGCCGGGGAGGGCUGCGGGAAGGGCUAGUGCGAGCUCGCCUGUGCGAGGAGCCGCGCCGCAACCAUGGGGAACCGCGGGAUGGAGGAUCUCAUCCCGCUGGUCAACCGGCUGCAGGACGCCUUCGCCGCCAUCGGGCAGAAUGCCAACCUCGACCUGCCGCAGAUCGCCGUGGUGGGGGGGCAGAGCGCCGGCAAGAGCUCCGUGUUGGAGAAUUUCGUCGGGAGGGACUUUCUGCCACGUGGAUCUGGCAUUGUAACCAGGCGCCCACUGGUCCUUCAGCUGGUAAAUGCCAGCACAGAAUAUGGUGAGUUCCUACACUGCAAAGGAAAGAAAUUCACCGAUUUUGAGGAGGUCCGUUUGGAGAUCGAGGCUGAAACAGAUCGUGUUACUGGCUCCAACAAAGGGAUUUCCCCUGUGCCCAUCAAUCUCCGAGUCUACUCUCCCCAUGUCCUGAACCUGACCUUGGUGGAUCUGCCGGGUAUGACCAAAGUCCCUGUAGGGGAUCAGCCCCCUGACAUCGAGUUCCAGAUCCGAGACAUGCUCAUGCAGUUUGUCACCAAAGAGAACUGCCUCAUCUUGGCAGUAUCCCCAGCCAACUCUGAUUUGGCCAAUUCUGAUGCCCUGAAGAUUGCAAAGGAGGUGGAUCCUCAAGGCCAACGCACCAUUGGGGUCAUUACCAAGCUGGAUCUUAUGGAUGAAGGGACUGAUGCACGAGAUGUAUUAGAAAACAAAUUGCUUCCCCUCCGUAGGGGUUACAUUGGUGUGGUCAACAGAAGUCAGAAGGACAUAGAUGGCAAGAAGGACAUUCAGGCAGCUCUGGCUGCAGAGAGAAAGUUUUUUCUCUCCCACCCAGCCUACAGACACAUGGCUGAUCGUAUGGGAACCCCAUUCCUGCAGAAAGUACUGAACCAGCAAUUGACCAACCACAUCCGUGACACGCUGCCGGGGCUGCGGAACAAGCUCCAGAGCCAGCUCCUCUCCAUUGAGAAGGAGGUGGAGGAGUACAAGAACUUUCGCCCUGAUGACCCUGCUCGCAAGACCAAAGCUCUGCUUCAGAUGGUCCAGCAGUUUGCUGUGGACUUUGAGAAACGCAUUGAAGGCUCUGGGGACCAAAUUGACACCUAUGAGCUGUCGGGAGGAGCUCGGAUCAACCGCAUCUUCCAUGAGCGUUUCCCCUUUGAACUGGUGAAGAUGGAGUUUGAUGAGAAGGAGCUGCGGCGGGAGAUCAGCUACGCCAUCAAGAACAUCCACGGUAUCAGAACCGGUCUCUUCACACCUGACAUGGCCUUUGAGACCAUUGUGAAAAAGCAGGUGAAGAAGAUUAAAGAACCUUGCCUGAAAUGCGUGGACAUGGUCAUUUCGGAGUUAAUCAAUACUGUUAGACAGUGCACCAAGAAGCUCAGCCAGUACCCCCAUCUGCGUGAGGAGAUGGAGAGGAUCGUCACCACCCACAUCCGUGAGAGAGAAGGCAGGACCAAGGAUCAGGUCAUGCUUCUAAUAGACAUUGAGCUGGCUUACAUGAACACAAACCACGAGGAUUUCAUUGGCUUUGCCAAUGCUCAGCAGAGGAGCAGCCAGAUGAGCAAGAAGAAGGCAGCUGGUAACCAGGAUGAGAUCCUGGUGAUCCGGAAAGGCUGGCUCACCAUCAACAACAUUGGGAUCAUGAAGGGUGGCUCCAAGGAGUAUUGGUUUGUCCUGACAGCGGAGAACCUCUCCUGGUACAAGGAUGAUGAGGAGAAGGAGAAGAAGUACAUGUUACCAGUGGAUAACCUGAAACUGCGAGAUGUGGAGAAGGGCUUCAUGUCCAGCAAGCACAUCUUUGCUCUCUUCAACACUGAACAGAGGAAUGUUUACAAGGACUACCGGCAGCUGGAGCUGGCCUGUGAGACCCAGGAGGAGGUGGAUAGCUGGAAGGCUUCCUUCCUUCGUGCAGGAGUCUACCCAGAGCGUGUUGGGGACAAGGACAAAGCCAGUGAAGCAGAGGAGAAUGGAGGAGAUAGUUUCAUGCACUCCAUGGAUCCUCAGCUGGAGAGACAAGUGGAAACUAUCAGGAACCUGGUGGAUUCCUACAUGGCAAUUGUCAACAAAACCAUCAGGGACCUCAUGCCGAAGACAAUCAUGCACCUCAUGAUAAACAAUACCAAGGACUUCAUCCAUUCGGAGCUGCUGGCAAACCUGUACUCCUGCGGCGACCAAAACACGCUGAUGGAGGAGUCGGCGGAGCAGGCCCAGCGACGCGACGAAAUGCUGCGCAUGUACCACGCCCUCAAAGAGGCCCUCAACAUCAUCGGGGACAUCAACACCAGCACCAUCAGCACCCCCAUGCCCCCACCGGUGGACGACUCUUGGCUGCAGGUGCAGAGCGUACCGUCCGGACGCAGGUCUCCCACAUCCAGCCCCACGCCACAGAGGAGAGCUCCUGCAGUGCCCCCCGCCAGACCUGGAUCUCGCGGACCGGCUCCUGGGCCACCUCCUGCUGGUGGGUCCACGCUGGGUGGUGCCCCCCCUGUGCCCUCCAGGCCAGGUGCCUCUCCUGAUCCCUUCGGGCCCCCACCUCAGGUUCCUUCUCGGCCUAAUCGUGCUCCUCCUGGUGUUCCCAGAAUCACUAUCAGUGACCCCUGAGGACUGGCAGCCACGCAGAAGGGGCCCCGCCUCACCUACUCGACCUACCAUAAUCCGACCGGCUGAACCGUCCCUCUUAGAUUUAUAACUUGAGGCUGUAGACAGCUGGCGACGAGUGCCGUGCUGGUGGCUUCCCCAUUCCACCCUCCCUUCCACAGCCACAGUCACUCCUCUCAUCCAUCCCACAUCCCUGCCUCCCACCACCCCUCCCCGGUGUGUCGUAAAACUCUAGCCUAGUGAUUGAGCUCUUCGUCUUCGCUCGUGCGUCCUGUAUUGCUUUGUGAGCGUAGAGUAGCCUUCAUUCAGUGGCAUGGAUCCCUGAAGUACACGGGCUCCUUGGAGAGAUCAGCCACAGGGACGUCCUUAGGUCCAAGCGGUGGCUGUCCAUCCAGUAAUUCCAUCUGCCUGGUCUAGCCUGGAUAAGUGUCCUGCCUGCACCAGUUAGCUGUAGCACCCAGGACUGAGCUGUAGCUGUUUUCUUUUCCUUGUAGUUUAAGACAAAAGCGUGGCUUAGCAAAAAAAAUACGCUGUCAAAACACGUGACACCCGUUAGGAACAGAUUAAAUGUCCUGCGUAUUAGCUUGACUUCUAAGGUGCAAAAAUUUCAUGUUGGGAACAGUGCAAUCAACUUCAUAUCAAAGUGAGGCAGGGAGAUCAGUAAAGGGGGGAAUCAAUGGAUCAGCCCAGUCCUGCCAGAGUGAAGUGUGAGAUAGCGCACACACCUCAGCGUGCAGGGAGCUCACGGCCCUGCUCACACUCGGCUCCUGGAGCCGCGCCAUUCCUACUGGGGACACACUGGCUCCUGCCAGCGGUUGUCUUGCAUCACCAUUUUUGGCUGACUUUCCUGAAGCCAGCAGGGCGAGGGGAAUAGACACGCUGCUCCCCCCUUGCAAAUGGACAGCCAAACGUUUCAGGGAGUUUGCUGUGUGGCGUUCCGUUGAAAAUAUUUCUGCUUUGAACUAAGCACAUCUUUCAGUGUUUUUGGGGUACUGUGGUGAUUUUCUUCCGUAGCCUUUUCUUGCAUGUGGAUGGUACGUGUUUGGGGAAACUUGUAACUGUUGUUGAUCACAGCUCAUCUUAAGGUUUGGUUUUUAUUUUCAUGCUACAUGUACUUAAAAAAAAAAAAAAAAAAAAAAAAAAAAAAAAUCCAA
Molecule: messenger RNA, 3836 nt
Organism: Hirundo rustica (Barn swallow)
Lineage: Eukaryota; Metazoa; Chordata; Aves; Passeriformes; Hirundinidae
Gene: DNM1
Product: dynamin 1
Exons: 23
Coding region: 127-2685 (852 amino acids)
Cellular component (GO): membrane; cytoplasm; microtubule
Molecular function (GO): GTPase activity; microtubule binding; GTP binding
Source: RefSeq, a predicted model, not a curated record